Neurospora tetraspora is the source of this 207-nucleotide messenger RNA. RefSeq lists its product as uncharacterized. The annotation marks the transcript as partial. Lineage: Eukaryota; Fungi; Ascomycota; Sordariomycetes; Sordariales; Sordariaceae. The record is from RefSeq and is a predicted model, not a curated record. The transcript has a single exon. Gene Ontology annotation, molecular function: protein binding.
GCUGCGAAGUAUGGGCAUGAGGCGGUUGUUAAGCUGCUUCUCAAUACUGGCAAGGUUGAUGCAGAUCUUCGGGACGAGUAUGAACGGACAGCGCUGUAUAUGGCGGCAGAGAAUGGGUAUGACGCAGUUGUUAAACUACUUCGCGAUACUGGCAAGGUUGACGCAGGUGCUAAGGAUAAGAAUAGACAGACAGCGCUGGAUUGGGCG